Carya illinoinensis is the source of this 1287-nucleotide messenger RNA. RefSeq names its product probable WRKY transcription factor 40. Bases 166 to 1122 code for a protein of 318 amino acids. Gene Ontology annotation, molecular function: sequence-specific DNA binding; DNA-binding transcription factor activity. NCBI's taxonomy places the organism in Eukaryota, Viridiplantae, Streptophyta, Magnoliopsida, Fagales, Juglandaceae. The transcript is spliced from 5 exons. Gene Ontology annotation, biological process: regulation of DNA-templated transcription. The record is from RefSeq and is a predicted model, not a curated record.
UUCACUCGUCAAAUUUAUCAAGCGAAAGUUCUAACUUUUCGUAGAGGGAUUACGGCAUCUUUCUUUGAGAUCAAACGGAGACGGCUUCUGUUUGAAACUUGGAAUUGGGUUUUGCUACAAGAUUAUAAGCCAAAGUACUAUCUAGUUCGGAUUUGACGUACAGCUAUGGAUUAUUCUUCAUGGAGACUCGGUACUUGCUUGGAUCUUAACACUAAUCCUACCGGCGGCCAAGUUCUUGAUGAUGCUUCGAACAAGGAGGUGGAAAGCAACUUUCUAGGCUUUGGAAGGAAGCUUUCAAUAAAACAAGAGAGAUCCGGUGCUUUGGAGGAGGAAAUGAAACGUGUGAGUGCAGAAAAUAAGAAGCUAACCGAAAUGUUAACGGUGUUGUGCGAGAACUACAAUGCUUUGCGCAGCCAGUUGACGGAUUAUAUGAGCAAGAAUCUGCAGGAAAAGGAGCAUACCCUAACAAGGAAAAGAAAGUCCGAAAGCAGCAACAAUACUAAUAAUAAUGUCACUGGAAUUUAUGGCAAUUCUGAAAGCAGCUCAAACGAUGAGGAAUCCUGCAAGAAACCUAGAGAGGAAAUUAUAAAGGCAAAGAUCUCAAGGGUUUAUGUCAAGACAGAGGCAUCUGAUACAAGCCUUACUGUGAAGGACGGGUAUCAGUGGAGGAAAUAUGGACAGAAGGUCACCAGAGAAAAUCCCUGUCCGAGAGCUUACUUCAAAUGUUCUUUUGCUCCAAGCUGCCCUGUAAAAAAGAAGGUACAAAGAAAUGCGGAAGACCAAUCUAUUUUGGUUGCUACCUAUGAAGGUGAGCACAACCAUCCCAACUCUUCUCAACUCGAGGCAACAUCAGGAUCUACUCGCUGUAUGACCCUCGGUUCACACCCCGGUGCCUCAGCCUCUCUCCGGCCGUCUGGACCUAGCGUCACUCUUGACUUGGCAAAACCCAAAACCAGUAAUGAUGCCAAACAAUCAAAACCCAGAACUGAUUCUCCGGAAGUCGGACAAUUCUUGGUGGAACAGAUGGCGUCUUCCUUGACCAAGGAUCCCAAUUUCACAGCAGCACUUGCCCAGGCCAUUUCAGGAAGAUUUUUACAUAAAAAUCCAACAGAAAAGUGGUGAAUGUCGGCAAGAAAAUGAAUAUCGAGUGCUUAUGUAAAUAUAAAGUUUGGAAAAGAACAGUAGGCAAUCCUAGCUCAAUUGAGCCACAGGAAAUCUUCUUAUAAAUUUGUAGUUCCAUUAUUGAGCAGUAAAAUCUUUAGAGCAAAUGAAACGCUCCUGUUCACA